This is a messenger RNA of Ascochyta rabiei, 4446 nucleotides long. RefSeq names its product vacuolar protein sorting/targeting protein PEP1. The record is from RefSeq and is a predicted model, not a curated record. NCBI's taxonomy places the organism in Eukaryota, Fungi, Ascomycota, Dothideomycetes, Pleosporales, Didymellaceae. Gene Ontology annotation, biological process: protein targeting to vacuole; Golgi to endosome transport; Golgi to vacuole transport. Gene Ontology annotation, cellular component: membrane; Golgi apparatus. The transcript is spliced from 2 exons. The coding region runs from base 1 to 4446 and encodes 1481 amino acids. Gene Ontology annotation, molecular function: protein binding.
AUGCGGUAUAACGCAGGCCUGCUGCUGCCGGCUUUAUUGGCACUUGCGCCUUCUAUCGCCGCCAAGAAAGAAACGCCGCUCGUCGAGACGACUGCGUUCAAGAAUGAGAUUGUGAAUAUCCUCUACUUCGACGACUCUGCGGUCGCACUGUUACAGGAGCUUGAGAGCGGGAGAAUUUGGAGAUCCAAAGAUGCCGGGAAAGGCUGGAAGCGGGAAGAGGAAAUGAACGGAAACGGCAUACUCAAGAGUCCGUACGACAACAACGUUGCCACAGUCUUGGGCGAGACAAAACACUGGAUCACGUACGAUCAAGGAGAGAAUUGGUCUUCCUUUAAGACAGAGCUCCCACCCUCCCCAGAAGCCCCUCUCAGUUGGCAUGCGACAGAUCCCAAGAAGAUCCUGAUCAACGAGAUCGAUAACUGCUUCACCGCGCCAUGCUUGGGACGCACAUACUACACCACCGAUGGCUUCAAGUCAGAACCGAAGCUUCUCAUCGAGGACCGCCGUAUGUGUCAGUGGGCAAAGGGUUCUGAGAGAUUCCUUAUGGAUAGUGAUAAGCACGAUGACCGCAUCCUGUGCAUCACCAGAGGCAAAUACUCAGACAGGACGAAGGACUUCAGGCUUCUGACAUCUGACAAUUACUUCAAAGACUUCGACGAGCCAGUAAUGUCCUCGGGGCGCACCGUACAAGGCAUGGCAAACAUGGCAGCUGUGAAAGGCUACAUCGUUGCAGCCGCUAAGGCCGACCACUCGAGCGAACUCACCCUAUACGUCACAACCGAUACCGACACCUGGCACCAUGCUGAAUUUGGUGACCACAAGGUCGAGCAAGACGCAUACACGAUCCUCGAAUCGACGAACUACAGUAUCCAGGUCGACGUUAUGACGUCAAAGUACACCGCGAUGGGCACACUCUACACGAGCAACUCGAACGGGACCUACUUCACGAAGAACGUUGAGCACAUGAACCGCAACGAGCGAGGCUUUGUAGACUUCGAGAAGAUCGCCAACAUACAGGGUGUGGUCAUGGUCAAUCUCGUCGAUAACUGGAAGGACUACGAGAAGAAAGGAUCACCGAAAAAGCUGAAGUCCAAGAUCAGUUUUGACGACGGAAGAACCUUUGAAAAGCUCGAGGUCAAGGGCAAAGAUAAGGACUUACACCUGCAUUCGGUUACAGACCUACACAACAGUGGUCGCGUUUUCUCCAGUUUGGCCCCCGGAAUGGUCAUGGGUGUCGGUAACACCGGAGACCAGUUAGGCAAAUACACCGAUGGUGAUCUAUACGUCUCGGACGACGCCGGUCUUACCUGGGAAUUAGCUCUCGAGGAAGCGCACAAGUACGAGUUCGGUGACCAAGGUUCGAUCUUGGUAGCGGUCUACGAUGAGGGUGAUACUGACAAGGUCAUGUACUCCCUCAAACAUGGACGCAAGAACACCUGGAAAGAGAUCGACGUCGGAUACAAGUUCCGCGCUCGCGAGCUCACUACUCUUCCCGACUCGACAAGUCAGAAGUUCAUGCUCUAUGCAUCUAAGAAGAAAGACGGCGGUGGCCGCGAGCAUGUCAUCAUUCAUCUCGACUUCUCUGAGCUUCACGAACGAAAGUGUGGAGAAAAGGAUUUCGAAGACUGGUCAGUGCGCAAGGAAGACGAUGGGAAGCCGAGCUGCGUCAUGGGUCACAAGCAGCUGUUCAAGAGGCGCAAAUGGGACGCUGACUGCUUUGUUUCUGAACCAUUCAAGGACCCUACGCCACGCUUCGAGCCCUGCGAGUGCGAUGCAGUCCGAGACUAUGAAUGCGACGUUAACUUCACACCCAACGGCGAGGGCAAAGAGAUGAAAUGCGAACCUUCUGAUCAGGUGAGACUGCCUGCGGGUGCUUGCAAAGGUGACGAUAAGACGUACAAGGGUAGCUCAGGCUGGAGAAAGAUCCCUGGCAACCAGUGUAAGGGCGAGACCGAGCGAGACCGAGAGGUUGAGAGGCCCUGCGGCGAUGCAGAGAGACCCCCACCGAAGAGCGACAAGAUCACUAGCGAGAUCACCAAGUUCAAGGGCAGCAACUUCAUGGAACACUACUAUCUGGAGCGUGAUGCGCAGAACAGGGACGACAGCGACAACGCCAGAGAUCGCGACGAGACCAUUGUCCUACUGACGUCUGAGCGCGAGGCUUACAUCACCCACGACCAUGGCAAGAAGUGGAAGAAGGCUGUUGACGACGAGAUUGUGCGGAUCUACCCCCACACCUACGAAAACAACUACGUCUACUUCCUCACCGCUUCCAAGAAGGUAUACUACUCGGAAGACCGUGGUUUGAAAGAUAGCAUCCAUUCUUUCGAAGCUCCUGUCAUGCCGAACACGCAAUUGCUUCAGAUCCUGCAAUUCCACCCAAAGCAGAAGGGCUGGCUCAUCUGGCUCGGUGGCGAACAUUGCGAAAAGCUGGGCGACAAAGACUGCCACACGGUCUCCUAUGUCUCACAAAAGAAUGGUGUUUCUGGAAGUUGGGAGGCCAUGCUUCCUUACGUCAAGAAGUGUGCAUUUGUCUGGCACGAAGCCGGUCGCGAUGUCAAGGAAGAGCGAGUCUUCUGCGAGCAGUACACCAAAGAAGAAAUGGGCGCCCCAGUGGAGCUCAUCUCCAGUGACGAUUGGUUCAAGAAGAAGGACGUCAAAUUCGAAUCGGUUGUCGAGUUUGCAACCAUGUCUGAGUUUAUCAUUGUUGCGACCAAGGGCAAGGACGGGAAGUCAUUGGAGCUUUCUGCCAGUCUGGACGCCAACAUCUUCGCUGAAGCCAAGUUCCCUCCAAAGUUCGCCGUCGACCACCAGACAGCGUACACGGUGCUUGACAGCUCUACCCACGCCAUCUUUCUCCACGUCACAGUCAACCCCCGCCCUGACCAGGAGUACGGUUCGAUCAUCAAGAGUAACAGCAAUGGUACUUCUUAUGUGAUGAGCUUGAAUGGCGUGAACCGCAACACCGAAGGCUAUGUCGACUUUGAGAAGAUGCAGGGGCUGGAAGGUGUCGCACUUGCCAACAUAAUUGCAAACGUCGACGAGGUUAACAAGGGCACCAAAAAGAGGAAGCAGACUCGCAUCACUCACAACGACGGCGCCGAAUGGGCACCUCUUGACGCCCCUGAAAAGGACUCGGAUGGCAAGAGCUAUAGCUGCGACGUGUCAAACCCCGCGAAGUGCAGUCUGCACAUUCACGGAUACACAGAGCGCUCGGAUCCUCGCGAAACGUAUUCUUCUCCAACGGCUGUUGGCCUCAUGCUUGGUGUGGGCAAUGUCGGCUCGGAGCUUGCUACCCUUGGUGAAUCCAGUACGUUCAUGACCACUGACGCUGGUAUCACUUGGAAGGAGAUCAAGAAGGGUGCAUACGCUUGGGAGUUUGGUGAUCAAGGUUCAGUCAUCGUCAUUGUCCGCCGUGGCGAAGACACUGAUCAUCUGUACUACUCGCUCGACAGCGGCGAUAAGUGGACCCUUUACAAGUUCGCCGAGCAUGCUGUUCGUAUCGACGCCAUCACCACAGUACCGAGCGACACGUCCCUCAACUUCCUCCUUUGGGGUAAGGACGGCAAGGAACUUGUCGCUAUCAACGUCGACUUCUCUGGCCUGGAGGAGUUCUCCAAGAAAUGUAAUCUGGACGAGAAGAAUCCCGGCAGCGGCGAUUACGACCUCUGGACGCCUCAGCAUCCCAUGCAGCAAGACCAGCCCGAGUGUCUCUUCGGCCAUGUAGCGGAGUACCACCGCAAGAAGCGCGAUGCCAGAUGCAGGAACGGGGAGCGAAUCGACCACAUGCACGAGAUCGCCCGCAACUGCACAUGCACGCGUCGUGACUUUGAAUGCGCGUACAACUACGAACGCCAACCUGGCGGCGAGUGCACUCUCAUACCCGGCCUUACUCUCGAGGAUCCCAAAGCCGUCUGCUCGAAGGGUGCUCGCGAGUACUGGGACAACAGCGCGUUCCGCAAGAUCCCACUCUCCACUUGCGAAGGCGGCCAGGAGUUUGACCACGUUGGCGCGCCGCACCCUUGCCCCGGCUUCGAAGAAGAGUUUCAGAAGAAACACGGUAUCGGUGGCUUUGCUCUCUUCCUCGCCAUCGUUUUGCCAUUUGCAGCGGCAGGUGGCAUUGGAUACUAUGUGUGGAGAAAUUGGAAUGGGAUAGGCAAGUUUGGUGCCAUUCGCCUUGGCGACUCGGGAGGCGGAUUUAAUUCAGAUGCGCCGUGGGUCAAAUACCCAGUCGCUGUGGUCAGUGGGCUUGUGGCUAUCAUCGCUGCUAUUCCUAUGCUUGUCGGCAGUCUGUGGAGGAUGGUUUCCGGUGGCAGAGGUGGCGGAGGCUACGGUGGUCGCACGUACACGAGCAGGAGCUCCUUUUCUAGAGGCAGGGGUGACUACGCAGUCGUGGACCCAGAUGAGGGCGAGCUGCUGGGUGACGAGAGCGACGAGGAAGUGUAG